AAAGGAGGGAUUGAAGGACACCGAUGCAAACGGCGAGUGAGGGAAACAACAAGAUGGUUGAUACAAUGUUGUGGCUCUUAAAAAUGUGGCUGCUCGUGGGAGACAGUAACACUUCUGUCAGUGUAAGGAGGAGGGCCAGGCUGCGAGGGCCAGGCCACCAAAACAUUAGCGAUGCAGCUCGUAGAGAGAUCAUGUGAGGAGCACUGGGGAGGUCGGAGACCGAGAGGACCAGAGCAACAAGGAGGGUGAUACCGGAUGGGACAGUGACGAGCAAUGGACCGAGAGGAGAGCGCGAAGAGAAAAGUUUGCACGCCUGAAACCGUGGAAGAGAAAGCUUCAACAUGUCUUUAGCGAUCUGAUUCGUUCUUGUCCUUCUCAGUGACUUUAUUGGGAUUCUCUCAAACAGCGGUGCGAGAGGACGGCAGUGCGAGGCUGCAGGACACGAGAGAUCCGGGGGAAAGGAGCUAAAUCAAGACGAGACUACGAGUGAGGUUUCAGAGAGAUAAAGUCUCUAAUCACACAGCAAAGAGAUUCCUUUAUCGUGGCAGGAUGGGGACCUGCUGCAGCCGCGACCCCACGCGGGAGGCUGGUCACGAGCUGGUUCCCAUCAAACGCCACACGGCCUGGCCAACGACGGCCAAGGUGGUCACCAACCUCGGUGAUCAUGAAUUCUCCACGUGGGAUCUGACGUGUGACACGAGUCAUAACCAGAGGACCACGGCGUUUCGCCAUCCUGUGAGCGGACAGAUUUCUGCGGAGAACAUGGAUUUUAUCCUGCAAGAACAGCCGCAGGGUGCUUCCAUGAUGUCCAAACCGGCGGGGGAGCAGUUCUCCAGCACCACCGUCAGCGAGGCCUCCACUGCCAUCACCUCCUCCACUGUGGACUCAACCUCUGCCUCCAAGGGCUCGCGGUCCGUUGGCAAAGUGCACAGCUUUGGGAAAAGGGAUCAGGCCAUUAAAAGGAAUCCCAAUGUCCCUGUGGUGGUCAGAGGAUGGCUCUACAAACAGGACAGCUCUGGGAUGCGUCUCUGGAAGAGGAAGUGGUUCGUCUUGGCUGAUUUCUGUCUCUUCUACUACAAAGACAGCAGAGAGGAGUUGGUCCUCGGCAGUAUCCCUCUGCCCAGCUAUGUCAUUUCACCCGUGGGACCCGAGGACCACAUCAGCCGCAAGUACGCCUUCAAGGCUAGCCAUACUGGCAUGCGCUCGUACAUUUACAAGCAGAGCUCUGUGAUUGGCUCGCAGGCGGAGCACACUGGGAUGCGGACGUAUUACUUCAGCGCUGACACCCAGGAGGACAUGAGCACCUGGCUGAGGGCCAUGAACCAGGCCACACUGAUGCAGAACAACAGCAACACACUCACCAGAACAUCUGACAAGUUCGAGACGUUCAACAUGUUCCAGCAGCAGGCCGUCCCGCAGAUGAACCACGUAAACCACCAGCAGGCCGCAGACUCUGAGACCAUGAGACCCAUCGUCCACGAGGUUCUGCUGGAGCCCAUACAUCAUGUGUCGGACGAGCGCUACAGCUUCCACAAAGAUUCUCCUGCCGCCGCCAUAAUGGAGCACCCCAUAGGAAGUGCAGAGCUGGAAAUGGACACACACACGUCCCUCCCCUCCAACCCGGCACCCUCUGCCCUCCCGCAGUUGGACCACAUGUCGGCCUCGGCGCCCGUGUCCAGGGUUCCGUCCCGGGCACCGUCACGAGCCGCGUCCACGCUGCCCUCCAGCGUUUGCACGAGGAACGGCCUCGUGUCCACGCCCAGCCCCAUCUUGGAGCCCAACGGGAUCGCAGCGGGGACGUACCAGAGGGUCCCAGUGCCGCCGGCUGCUGACGCGCACAAUCAGGUGCACAGGAGAAAUACUCUGGAGCAAGUGGAGCACUGGGUCAAAGUGCAGAAGUCUGAGCACAGAGGCCCCCCAUCCAGAGAGAACACCCUCCCUCGACGCACACCACCGACCCAGCACAAGUUCACCUCCAUAGAUGCGUAUCAGACCCUGCCAAAGACUCCUCGCCACAGCCCCACGCCCGCCCGACUUGGCGAGUACAAGUACGCCCAGGACCGCCUCAGCCACUUCCGCCUCACGCCUGACCCGGGGCCCAACACCGCCUGGCAGCUGUACGAGUGGCAGCAGCGCCACCAGUUCCGUCACGGCAGCCCCACAGCGCCGCUCUACACUCCGGCCCCGGACUACCCAUUCGGCCCCCGCCCCCCAUCCACCGUGCCUCCCCCCUCCUCGGCACCCAGGUCCGAAGGGUCGCCCCGCUGUGUGUCGGUACCGCCUUCACCUGCAGACAUCCCUCCGCCCGGGCCUCCACCCGGCUCCAGCAGAACCCUGUCGCCCACACGGAGGCCGCACACGCCAGCCGGACGCGUGACAGUCCGGCCUGCGGGAGAUAGGUCCAUGCUGGACGUCCCCUUCGCUGUUUCCCCCCGCAGGACCAAGUCUCAGAUGCUCAAGGCUGCUACUAUCGAGAGACGGUCAAUGCCUCCCUCUGGCUACAUCACACACACAGUCAGUGCCCCCAGCCUUCAUGGCAAAACGCCCGAGGAGCUCACCCUGCUCCUCAUUCAGCUGCGCCGGCAUCAGGCCAAGAUGGCGUCCGCCCGUCAGCUCACGUUCACCCAGCUCCAGCGGCUCAACGGCCCCAACGAGGCCUACCACCUCAACCACUUCUUCACCACUAGCGCCAGCCCCCUCCUCAGCUCCAGCCCCUCUCCUGUGUCCCACCUCGGACACGUGAGCCUCUCGGCUCCCCUAGGCUCUUGCAACACCCAGACUGACGACACCUACAUGCAGCUGAAGAAGGACUUGGAGUAUCUGGACCUGAAGAUCAGAGCUCUAGAGCCCCUGAUCCUCGCAGUUCACAGUUUACUACUGCACUACACUGCUGGGCCUCUCAGGCCUCUAAUGAACGUAGCCGGAAGUCAGAAGGAGUCGGGGAAACCCGUCAAGGUUGCAGAAAGCGACGUGGAUGUGAAGUUAAGUCGGUUGUGUGAGCAGGACAACAUCCUGAAGGAUCUGGAGGCGAGGAUCAGCGCCCUGAAGGACGACAAGGACAAGCUGGAGAGUGUACUGGACGUGUCCCACCAGCAGAUGGAGAUGUACCAGGAGCAGCCGGCCCACGCCCAGAAGAUCGGCUACCAGCAGAGGCUGCUGCAGGAAGAUCUGGUCUCCAUCCGGGCACAGAUCUCACGCCUCUCCACAGAGAUGGCACACGCCUGGGAGGAGUACAGCCAUCUGGAGAGAUCAGUGGAGCAGCUGAGGACGGCACUGCAGGCACACAUGAACCACAGCGCCACCCCUCAGCAAGAGAAAGGGGAGAUGAAGCGCGAGCUGUGGAGGAUCGAGGACGUAAUGGGGGGGCUGAGUGCCAGCAAAGCCAACUACAAGAUCACCAUUGACUCUGUCCAAAACCCAGAGAGGAAAUUAGUGCCUUCGGUGUCGGACUUGGCGGUGCCUUCUCUCAGCACAGAGGUCCAGCCUCCUCCUCGCAGCUCCAUCCGCUGCCAUACUUUGCCUCACAGCACCGUGCCAAAGUGGGCAGAAGACUCCGCCCCUCCCAGGCCACCACUGCCUCACCUGUACGACAACGAGGAGACGCCCCCUGUGGUGCCGCCUCUCCCUAAAGAGGCCUCGGUCGUCCGCCACAUGUCGGUGCGUGGGCUGAAACGCCAAUCAGAUGAGAGGAAGCGGGACAGGGAGAGCGGGCAGUAUGUUGUCAAUGGAGACUGUAAGACUGACCUGCGGUCCUACCUGAGUGAACCCGAGCUGCCAGCACUGAGCCACUACCAGUAUCUCCAGAGCAAAGCUCUGUCGGGCCCCUCGUCUCAACUGAACCAGUCCAACUCCAUCGCGUCCUACGUCACCCUGAGGAGAAGCCCCGGGAGCGCCGCAGCCAGGGAGAGACCCAAGAGUGCCUUGGAGCGUCUGUCAUCGCCCACAGAAGCCCUGCAGCUGCCGAGCAGCCAGCCUCGAGGGCGGAUGACGGCGGAGGAGCAGCUGGAGCGAAUGAAGCGCCACCAGAAGGCGCUAGUUCGCGAGCGCAAGAGGAACCUGAGCCAGGGCGAACGCUCCAUCUCCACCGUCACCACGCAGCGCUCCUCCUCCUCCUCCAGGCUGCCCUCCAGCACCUCCGACCCUCCGGCAUCCGUGUUUGAUUGGCAAGAGGAGCGACUGUCUGCAGAGGGUCAGAGCGACGAAGGGUGGAACCACGUGAAAGAGCGAGGGAGGAUCCGAUCAGACGAGUGGGUGACGGCUACAGCCACGCACGUGCGAGAGGUGGACGUGGAGCCUCUCGACUAUGACCUGGACAUCAGCCGAGAGCUCUCCAAACCGCGGAAAGUUCCCAUCCCAGAGCGCUACGUAGAGUCUGAUCCCGAUGAGCCUCUGAGUCCAGAGGAGCAGGAGGAACGCUCCCGCCGGGCCGAGCGCAUCAAGAACCUCCUCGCCAAAUCCAGUUAUCAGAACAUACAGCCGUCCGCUCCGCUGGACUUCGGUGAGCUGGACUCGGCUCUGCAGCAGCAGGAGAGGAUCAUGAACGUGUCCCACGCGCUCGCCUCCGAGGCCUCGCGCAAGAGCAAGCUGGUGGCAGGGACUGAGUGGCCGGAGCGUCGGUGAGCAUGUCUGCUCCGGGUACCUGCCAUUCCAGCCAAAGCUGCUGCACAGCACUGACCUGCAGGCUCCACCGUCACACGGAUUCUUCAUGAAGAAGGAUCGAAGCGAUUUCCAGCUGUUGCCAACUAACUGAUUUACUUGUAACAAAUCUUUUUUUUUACGAGUGAGAACAAGACACAUUUCUGUGAGUUUUGAUAUAGAAUUAAUUCUUGCUUCUGCACAAUUAAGAACUUAUAACGAGUGAAUUGCUUCUUUUUUAAAUCUGCAAUAAGCCAUUUUGUAGUUUGGUCUGUGUUUUUAUGAGUAAACACCAACGUGCUCAGACUACAGUAGGAAUGUUUUCACAUGAAUCCUUUAUUUAUUACAUUUGGCUAAAGAUGCUUGUUCAACUUCUGUAUAUUUUCAAUAUAACUGAUCACAGUCCUGUCAAUCAACUAACAUGCAUUAGAAAAUAAUAUGAUUAAUAAUUAAAAAAGGAAAAGACAAUAAAUGAGAAUUUUAUUUGGUGUGUA
This is a messenger RNA of Cottoperca gobio, 5129 nucleotides long. Its product is annotated as pleckstrin homology domain-containing family A member 7-like. The transcript has 28 exons. The record is from RefSeq and is a predicted model, not a curated record. Lineage: Eukaryota; Metazoa; Chordata; Actinopteri; Perciformes; Bovichtidae. Bases 550 to 4620 code for a protein of 1356 amino acids. Gene Ontology annotation, molecular function: protein binding.